Molecule: messenger RNA, 963 nt
Organism: Amphiprion ocellaris (clown anemonefish)
Lineage: Eukaryota; Metazoa; Chordata; Actinopteri; Pomacentridae
Product: phospholipid scramblase 1-like
Exons: 2
Coding region: 78-905 (275 amino acids)
Biological process (GO): plasma membrane phospholipid scrambling
Cellular component (GO): plasma membrane
Molecular function (GO): phospholipid scramblase activity
Source: RefSeq, a predicted model, not a curated record
CAGACAUCUGUUCUUUGGCACGCUGCUUCGGAGACAUCGGCAUAUGAAAACACAUAUAUUGUAGGUACACAUCUGUUAUGGCAUACCAGGGAAGCACAGGACCACUGCCUCAGAUACCAGUGUACUGUGUUGGGAUGCAGCCUGGUAACAAUUCAGUUUAUUCAGCUCCAGUGAACCAUGGAGCAACAGGUCCUACACUGCCUCCUGUUCCUAUAUUGAUGCCUUCACCUGGUCGACCUGCAGGCUGCCCACCUGGACUGGAGUACCUGAUUCAGACUGACCAGGUCUUGAUCCACCAGCGAGUUGACCUGGCUGAAAUGGUUAUUGGCUGGGAGAUGAACAAUGUUUACACAGUAAAGAAUAGCAUGGGGCAGCAGGUGUUUGUGGCUGCAGAGGAAAAUGACAUCUUCACCAUGCAAGUAUGUGGCCCCGCUAGACCUUUCACGAUUCAUCUUCAUGACAACAUGGGACAGGAAGUGUUGACGCUAAUCCGCCCCCUAAGGUGUGGUUCUUGCUGCUUUCCCUGCUGCCUGCAAGAGCUGGAAGUUCAGAGCCCUCCUGGAAAUCCCAUAGGUUAUGUGGAGCAGAACUGGCACCCUUUUCUGCCAAACUUUACCAUCUUAAAUGACAUGAGGAGACCCCAGUUGAAGAUCAAGGGGCCUUGCUGUGACUGUAGAUGCAUGUCUGAUGUGAUCUUUGAGGUGACAUCUUUGGACGAGUCAGUGGUGGUAGGGCAGAUCAGUAAACAGUGGGGUAGGUUCAUGCAGGAAGGCUUCACAGAUGCAGAUAACUUUGGAAUCUCAUUUCCUGUGGACCUGGAAGUUAAGAUGAAGGCAGUGAUGGUAGGAGUCUGCUUCCUCAUUGAUUUCAUGUUUUUUGAGACUAAUCCACAUAACAGUAAAUAAACAUUUUGUAACAUGUUAACGUGAUAUGAAUGGUGCUGUAGAAAAUAAAAUACUUGCA